This is a messenger RNA of Cherax quadricarinatus, 2623 nucleotides long. Lineage: Eukaryota; Metazoa; Arthropoda; Malacostraca; Decapoda; Parastacidae. The record is from RefSeq and is a predicted model, not a curated record.
AACUGCAUGGUCAAUAUUAAUACUGAAGACAAUGAGGACACCUCUGACUCAGAGUCUAGUGAUAUAGAUGAAGAGGAUAUAGAGGAUGUUAGUGAUGAUGAAUAUGAGGAGGAGGACGAUAGCAAUGAAGCAGAUAGUCUUGAUGAAGAUGACACAGAUGAGGAAAAUGAACAGCACCAAGAAGAUAAUGAAGAAAACUGUGAUACCAAAGCAAAAAAUAAACAACAUACAAGAAGUGAUAGAGACAGUGGCAUAGAUGAUUCUCCAAAUGAUAAAGAAGAAACAACUGAAGAUAAAUAUAAACUUUUUAAGUCAAAGGCAACAAGAAGACAAAUCUCAAAAACAAAGAGUACCAGUGAUAAAGAUACCCAGGAAUGUUCUCAGGAUCCAGAGAUACCAGAUGAAUAUGAAGAAGAUUCCUCAGAUGAAGAAGAUCUCAGGAACACAAUAGGAAAUGUGCCCCUUAAAUGGUAUGAUGAAUAUCCACAUUUGGGUUAUAACCUGGAUGGUAAACACAUUAUUAAGCCCAAACGUGGUGACACGCUGGACAACUUCUUAAACAGGAUAGAGAAUCCUGACUUUGACCGAACUGUCUUUGAUAAGCAGACUGGUCAAGAUGUUCGACUAAGUGAUGCAGACUUGGAUAUUGUUAAGCGUGUAAUGUCCCAGAAAGUGCCAGAUGCCAGCUAUGACUAUUAUGCACCUUGGAUUGACCACUUCACUUAUGAAGUCAUGGAAAUGCCUUUAUCAGGUCGCACAGAUUCUAAAAAAUCGUUUGUUCCCUCCAAGGAUGAAGCUGCGUAUGUUGCUAAGAGAGCUGAACAAAUCAGAAGAGGUCUCAUACAGUAUACUCAUAAAAGGGAAAAAAAAUAUCACUUUUAUGAUUUGUGGUCUGAUAAAAAGAGGCUGAGGAGAAUACACGAUCCUAUGCCAGCACCAAAGGUAAAAUUACCAGGUCAUUGGUUUUCUUAUAACCCUCCACGUGAAUAUUUGCCACAUUUCAACAAACCAUUCGGCAGUCUUCGUGAAGUACCUGGUUAUAAGCAUUUCAUUCAUGAAUGCUGGGAGCGUUGUAUUGACCUGUACAUUGCACCACGGAAGAGAGUACUGAGGGUCAACGCUUCUUCAAAGGAUCUUAUACCAGUGUUACCAAAGGCUCAAGACCUACAGCCAUUCCCCACCAUGGAGGGACUUGUUUUCAAAGGCCAUCGCUCUAUUAUUCGAUCAAUAUCUAUUCACCCUCUUGGCAAGUUUCUUGCAUCUGGUUCAGAUGAUCAAACUGUGAAAAUUUGGGAGAUUAGUACUGGUCGUUGUUUGCGCAGUUUCGACAUUGAGGCAGCAGUGAAGUGGGUGGCUUGGAAUCCCAGUAGCAAACUAUUUUUACUAGGCAUAGUAAUAGAGAAGAAAGUGAUCUUCCUGAAUCCUGAAACGUACCUGACAGAUAAGGUUGUUGUUAAACAGACUAACGCUGUUUUCAAGGAGGAGCCAGAUCAAGGAGACUAUAUUCAGCCUGAACGGGUGAGAACAGCUGUGACAUGGAGGAAACCCACUGCUGAUGAGUGGGCCAAGGGCUACAGAAUUGUCAUUGAUCAUUUUCGCAGUGUGAAACAGAUAGUGUGGCACAAGCAGGGUGACUACUUCGCAACUGUUAUUCCUCAGGGAGAUCACCGAUCUGUCCUUAUGCAUCAGUUGAGUCGCUGGCGGUCUCAAGUGCCAUUUAACAAGUGUAAAGGUCUUGUUCAGGCUGUUCAGUUUCAUCCUAAACUUCCCUUCCUGUAUGUUGCAACACAAAGCCACAUUCGUGUUUACAACCUACAAAAGCAAAGAAUUCUGAAGAAAGUUCAGGCUAACUGUCGCUGGAUAUCAUCGAUUGCUAUUCAUCCAGGUGGGGAGCAUUUCCUCAUUAGUGGAUAUGACUGCAGACUUAACUGGUUUGAGAUGGAAUAUACCAAAAGACCACGUAUUCUUCGGUAUCACAAAGCUGCUGUCCGUUGUGCAGCCUAUCAUCGCAAAUACCCACUAUUUGCUUCAGCCUCAGAUGAAGGACGGGUUAUUGUUUCACAUGGAAUGGUCUACAAUGACUGGCUGAAGGAUCCUUUUAUUGUGCCUGUCAAGGAACUGAAGGGCCAUAAGAUGUUUGAGGGUCUCUGUGUACUGGAUGUAACAUGGCAUCCAUAUGAACCAUUCCUUUUCACCUCUGGAGCUGAUGCUACUAUUAGGCUUUGGCACUGAGUGUAGUUGUUUAAAUCAAAUGUAGGUAUAAAUGAUGGAACAAUUCUGUGUAAAAUGCUGAUUAUGAGAUACAAUGAUGUCUCAUUCUUCAACACUAGCACUAACCCAGAUAAAAGAUGCAUGAAUCAUCAUCGUAUUGUGGCAGCAGUGAAUGAACCUUGUGUAGUUAUCUCUUACUUCGUGAAUAGAAUAAUUACAUUCUUAAUAUGACUUAAUUUCUUAUGCACCUGGUAUAAAAAUUUAGCCUGCCAGAAUACAUAAUUUUUGGGUAUGUGUAUUUUCUGUCCUGGGCUUUUGAAUGAAGAUAAACAUUGUGAUACAUCAUUUACAUUGUGUACCUAUAUGUUUGCUAAACUGAGAUAGUGCAACUCUAAUAAAACACUGAAAAUUA